AUGUCAGCUCGAAUAGUCCCGUACAGCGGUGUCAAUCUCAUAACCCGAUCCGGUAUAUUAGAAGCUCGAGAAGCGCCAAAAUCAGAGGUUAAGCGAGAGAAGGAAGGGGAGUUAGUCGUCAUUAACCGCCAGUUUCCAGAUGAAAUCCUGAUUGGUUUCGAUGGGAUUCCAUCUCUUACCGAACCGUACGGUAGACUUAGCGCUGAAAUUGACGGAAAUGAGCCGCCAUCCAUCGUGGGGCUUGACGAGACGCCCCACGAACCAUGGCGACCGUCAGAUAGACGAAUGCGGCGGCCGGAGCACUACGAUGGCGAGAGUCUGGCAAGCCUCACCACAAGCCUGUCGACGGCCUCAUGGCAGGCCUUAGUGCUGGCCAGCGAGUUCCCCACGGCUUCAACUGUUCCACUCAGCUUUUCGCCAUCCAUUCAUCGAUUCCUCUACCGACAUUCUCGUGCUAUCGUAUCAUGCCACCUUACUCAUCGAUUAGGAAAUUUACUGGCGAACACUACACCGUAA
Cooperia oncophora is the source of this 516-nucleotide messenger RNA. The record is from the annotation of a GenBank genome assembly. NCBI's taxonomy places the organism in Eukaryota, Metazoa, Nematoda, Chromadorea, Rhabditida, Trichostrongylidae.